Messenger RNA from Naumovozyma castellii, 1356 nucleotides. RefSeq names its product Aan1p (gene AAN1). The coding region runs from base 1 to 1356 and encodes 451 amino acids. The record is from RefSeq and is a predicted model, not a curated record. Lineage: Eukaryota; Fungi; Ascomycota; Saccharomycetes; Saccharomycetales; Saccharomycetaceae. The transcript has a single exon.
AUGGACAUGAAAGGUGUGCAACAGUCUUUCCAAGAAACAGAUUUCGAUGGUCCGGAAGUGAAGAAUAUCGAACAUCCAUUGAAGGCUCGUAAGGGGAGAAAUCACAUGGCAGACCAACGAAGUCGAAGGAGGAGAAGACGUCCCAAAUUUAAUAUGAUGAAAGAGUUGAAUUUUGAAGGCAGUAACUAUAUCACAAUUACAUCCAUGGAAUACAUCAAUAGCAAAUACGGCCUCAAGAAAAGUCAAUACAUAGAAAAAUUUAUUAGAUGUAUCCACAAGAAAAUUAAUUAUGAUGUUAGCAAAAUUAGUGAUCAUUUUGUUGAAAAUUUGAGCCCAUGGAUGAAAGUAAAGCUUUUUCUAUUGUUGGUAACGUUAUCCGAACGAGGUGGCCCAGACUAUUGGUCUGAUAAAAAAGAGGAUGAUGUUAAUACUGCCGCCAAGGAUAAAUCACCAUCAUCUAUCUUACAGGAUUCCUUGCCCAAAGCUGAAGAUAAAUCUGACAAGAUAUCAGAUAUUAUCUCUAAUUUGAAAAGUGAGGCUGAUAAAACCAAUAAAGAAAAUAGAGUGUUCACAUUAAAUGAACUGAUAAUGAAGCAAAAUAUUAAUCAAGAUUUUAAUGAAAUAACCUAUGAUGAAAAUUACGUUUUUUCAUCAAUUUGGGCUAACUUUAUGGAGGGAUUGAUAAACCAUUAUUUGGAGAGAGUGAUAGUUCCGAAUUCAGAACUAAAAGUUUGCCAACAAUUAUACAAGCCUAUGAUGAAAAUCAUAUCGUUAUACAAUGAAUAUAAUGAGCUAAUGGAAAAAAGUGAAAAAAAUGGUUUUCUACCGUCACCAUCAGAUAAUAAAAACGAUACAGAAGAAAAAAUGUCACCUGCUAUAACCGAUUCAGAGCAUGAUGAUAUUGUUGCUCGAGAACGAUUACAAAGAGCACAGAAUUUAUUGUGGCAAGCUCGUGAAGAUAUUCCAAAAACAAUCAGCAAAGAAUUGACUUUGUUGUCUGAGAUGUACUCAACAUUAUCAGCAGAUGAGCAAGAUUAUGAACUGGAUGAAUUUGUUUGUUGUGCAGAAGAAUACAUAGAAUUGAAAUUUUUACCCAGUCUUAUUAGUUUAUUGUUUUCAAAUUGUGGAUCUACAAACUUUUGGAAGAUUAUGCUCGUCCUCGAACCUUUUUUCUACUAUAUAGAAGAUAUUAAUGAUGAGGAUGAAGAUGGUCCCAGUGAUAAUGAAACAGACUAUUGUCCUAAGGAUGAUGGUGAGACUAAUGAGCUUAAUGAAAAAGCACAACUUAAACCUGAUCCAAGAGUAAUUACUCUUGAGAAGAUAUGUGAAGUGGCGGCGAAACAAAAAUGGAUUUAG